Molecule: messenger RNA, 1480 nt
Organism: Dryobates pubescens (Downy woodpecker)
Lineage: Eukaryota; Metazoa; Chordata; Aves; Piciformes; Picidae
Gene: TMEM125
Product: transmembrane protein 125
Exons: 1
Coding region: 353-1012 (219 amino acids)
Source: RefSeq, a predicted model, not a curated record
GCAGGGUCUCUGUUUAAUGAUGUCUUCUUGAUUCUUUUCAGAUGAAAGACACGGGAAAGGAAGGACACAGCCUUCGUUGUUACCUUGUGGUACUGCUCUGGGAGUGCUCCACUAUGUGCUGCAGCUCUGUCUGGGGAGUGGGCUCCGCCCCAGUGCAUGGACCAUAACUCUCCAGGCGGUACUGCUGCAUAAGAGAGUUCCACCAGACUCUAAAGAAUGAGUGGGAACCAUCCCCACUUGAGGAAUGCAGCUGCCUUCAUAACUGCUGUUGUCUUGAUGCUCCAGUCAACUGCAAGGGUGUAGAUUCAUCUGUGUAACCACCACACCGUGCCUCCCACACCAGCUGCCCACCAUGCCAGAGCUGGCAGAGUUGAGCAGCCCCCGCACCCCAGCAGAUGCAAACCACAUCCAGAGGAACAUCUUGGAGGAGCAUGUGGAGCUCUGGUGGUUCCAGGACCCCAAGAAGUCAAUCUUGUGCUAUGGGGUGGCUGUGGUACUGAUCCUGGCAUGUGGGAUCGGGGGCAUCAUCUUGCUGUACAGCACUAGCAGCCGGUCUGGGGAGUGGAGGCUGGCAGUAGGCACCACACUCUGCCUCCUGGCCCUGCUUGUGCUGCUGAAGCAGCUGCUGAGCUCUGCAAUCCAGGACAUGAACUGCAUCCGCAGCCGGGAUCAGAUCGAGCUCCUGAAGAGUGGGGGCUUCUCAGACUGCUUAGUGCUGCUGGUCAGUGCCGUGGUGCUGCUGGUUUGUGGGAUUGUGCUCACCACCCUCUCCACCACGACCAUGCAGCUCAGUCCUGCACGGCCGCUGGCCAGCAUGUUCAUCAGCGGGGUUGUCCUCCUGACUGCCGGUGGCGCCAUCCUCCUCUGCUUGCUGCUCUACCUACUCUGCACCUCCUGCCGCCCGGCGGCUCCCCGGAGCCUGGAAGCUGGCGAGAUCCGCGUCUUCACCAUCUCUGGCCGCCUCGCAGGCAGGCGGCUUCCCCCGACCUCCAGCAUGGCCAACCUGAUCUGAGCCAGGACACUCCUGUGAGCCUUAUGGGAUACAACCCAUCAAGAGGGCUUGCGCUGGCCCUUCCUGGAGGAAGGGUGAGUGUUUCCACUUCUUUUGGAGAUGCCUGGCAUCUACUUUGCCCCAGGCUGAUGGCAUAGCAAGGACUUGUGGUACCUGGAUGGGCUCUGUGACCUGGUUUGUUAGGAGCACAGUGCUGGCCUGGUUGGUGUUUUAUCUCCACAAAGCCUCCUGUGACAGCUGCUAUCUGCUUGGCUGUGACCCCUGUCACAGAGUUAAGGUGAGCCUGUCCUGUGCUCCUGGGGACCCCAGCACUUGCUUGGUUUUUGCAGUUCCCAGAGGUGUGUUGUGUGCUCUCCUGGCAGGAGAGGCUGCAAUUGUCGGUUUCAUAAAACCACCUUGUUCUCUGCCCAGAGCCACCAGUUCCUGAGCAAAGUAGAGCCUCCAGCAGCCAAAAAACAUCAGGAAAUA